GCAUCGCUUUAAUCCUGGGCGAUUAUCGUCCAGCAUAUGUUGUCUAGUUAGUCGAGCCGAUACUGUUUUAGAAACGCGCGCGGUCGUGCUAGUAAGGACGCAUUGUGAAAAUGACAUCCCGUCUCGAAAAGGAGCGCGCUAAGCAGAUCCAAGAUAAAUGUCAGAAUUUAUUGACGGAAAUGCUUCGUGAUGAAGACAACAAGUACUGCGUCGAUUGUGACGCGAAAGGACCAAGAUGGGCUAGUUGGAAUCUGGGAAUUUUCUUAUGCAUUCGAUGUGCUGGCAUACAUAGAAAUCUUGGGGUUCACAUAAGCAAAGUCAAAUCUGUUAAUUUGGACACAUGGACACCAGAACAAGUAGUGAGUUUACAACAAAUGGGCAAUUCUCGAGCUAGAGCAGUCUAUGAAGCAAACCUUCCAGAUAGUUUUCGAAGACCUCAAACAGAUUGUAGUCUUGAAAGUUUUAUCCGGGCAAAAUAUGAACACAAAAAGUACAUUGCCAGAGAAUGGGUGCCACCUCCUAUGCCAAAAGUAAAUUGGGAUAAAGAACUUGAUGAAGAAGCUGAGAGACAACGUAGACGAAAAAAGGAGAGUUGCAAAGGAGCUACCAAUCAAAACGUACUUCCACCUGUAAAAAAACCAGAAGUAGUGCCUCAACUGCCAAAACCUCGUUCUGUCAGCUUCAGUCCGAAAUUGGGUAGAACAAACAAUUCUGCAACUUUGGAUCUCUUAGGUCUUGAUGCACCAACAGCUAAUCAAACAAAUGUCAAUGGUUCUGGUGAUGAUAUAUUUUCAUCCUUCUUGUCUGCACCACCUGCUUCAGCGACCUCAACUGGAAAUGAUACUUCUGAUGCAAAUAAUACAACCACUAUUACAAGUAAAAACGAGGAAGAAAGUUUCUUUGACCAAUCAUCUCUUAGGUCAGUAUCUCAGGAGAAAAGUAAAAUGACAAAGGAUAGUAUUUUAGCACUGUAUGGCACACCAAGUCAUCAACCAACAAUUUAUGGUGUCCCAGGAACAGUGUAUCCUCAUCAGCAUCCUAUACCAUAUAAACAGCAGAUGACAAAUGUGGGCGCAUUUGGACAACAAAGUUCCUUGGGUCAACUUGGCCAACUUCCAACACAAAUACCAGUUACAAACCAAAUACCCGUUAAUCAAAAUCAAAUUCUAGCGAAUCCUAAUUCGAUAGGUGUGGUAGCAGCUAAUCCUUUAAAUAAUUGCUUACAUAUGGGACAAUUGAAUCAGCUGAAUGGAAUAUCAAAUUCCACUAUCACAAUGCCACCUCAAAUGAUGAUGCAAUUAGGACAAAGUAAUAUCGCUAGUAAUAACGGAUGGAGCGGCAUGUUGACGCAGAAUCUCCAACCAGCUCCUGGUAGUAACCCAUUUUUUAAUUUAACAGCACAGCAACAAACUGCUACAUUUGCUACUCAGUUACCGCAACAAAUAUCGCAGAUAUCUCUGAGUGACAUGAAUUUUGCUACUACGACGGGUAAACCUGCCGCUGCUACGCUACCAGGACAGACUCUUUCUACUAACUUGUGGCAGUAAAAAGAUAUUACGGAUAUUGUUAGCCUGUUGAUUAUUUCAUUCAGUGUUACGUACUAGUGUCGACAGUUUAUUAUUAUAAACGUAAUAACGUUUCUGUGUCCAUUCGAGAUAUCGCUUUCGAAAGUAAUGGAACGGAAGAUAAUACAUAAAUGAAAUAGAAAAAAGAAAAGAAAAACUACUCGAAUGCUGCCUCAUACGAAACAUGAUUCGUGAAUGUGUAUAGUGCUUCGAGUUGGUAAAUAUUUUUCUUGAAAGAUCCUCGUCAGCUUUCAAUAUUGUUGAAGAAGAGAAACGAGAUAAGAGAAUAAAAUGUGUUUCUGACGAAUCAUAAGAAGUUAUUCGUGAAACUAAAUAUGUAUCUGUUAAGGUACAAUUAUAUUGCUAGAAUAAGAGCUUUUGUAAUUGCAAUUAAAAUAUGUGCCAGGGUCCACUUUCAGAGUAAUGAGGUAUUCAUUCAAAUCGAUAGUAUAGGAAACUGUAUAAUUUCAAUGAACUCAGAUUUCGACAAUGUAGAUGGACAAAAGUAUAUACUGUGAUAAACAGUAAUUAACAAUUGGCGCAAUGUUAUACAUUUUCCUACAUCGACAUUGAAAGUUGAAUUCACAGAGAUCAUACUGAUUUUUAUUCCUAAAACCUGGCUUCAUAAUUCAUUUUAACUGGAGUUUAAUUCAUUAAAAGUUUAUCCAGAUAAGUUUAUAGUUAAUAAUGCAUAUUCAUACAGACAUUGAUUAAUUGUGUGUCUAAUAUAAAAGAUAUAAAUUCUUUUAUUGCAUGGAUAAUGAUUAAUUGAUUUCCUUGUAUAACAUGUGAUUAUGUCAGUUUGAAUGGGUUUUCAACUACAGUUAAAGUAAUUUGUGAAACCAGGUUUAAUUCAAGUAGAAAGAGCAUAUGUGUGCAUGUAAGUUUCGUCAGAAAUGUAAAAAGACUUUGAUUUGGAACUUAUUUUUAAGGUACUAUAAUUGACACGUACUCAAUGUGUGUGUCUACUUUUAUUAUGUAUUAUUAAUUAGAUUAAAAUUUUUUGUAAGUGCAUUCUUACAUUUACUUGUAAUAUUAUAGGGAAAGUAUUCACGUUUGAAGAGUAAUGUUUCACAUACGUUUGAGAUCUAAUUCUCACUUAAACGUUGUCCAAAAUAUAGUUCGAUUCUGUUAUUAUUGUCACGAUUUAUACAGGAUAAUUAAAAAUUCAAGGUCAUUAACUUAGUAGUUGAUUAGUCAUAAAAAAAUAAAAAUUUACAUAAAUAUUUGUUUUAAUAUCUAUUAUUAUAUACCGAGUUUACGGUCUUAAAAUCAAGAAAUAAAAAUUAUCAACUUUUUUCUGAUUUCUUCUCUUCUUACAAUUUGAUAAUUAUGAUAUAUGUGUUAAUGUGAUUUUAGAGAAUGAGCUGAAAAAUGGAAUAUAUGAUUUUUUGAGAAAGAAAAUUUUUAUAAAAUAUUUGGAAAAAAUUAAAUAAAUAUCGGCUUUCUCAAUUUUUAUAUAAAUUAUUAAAUUGUGAUCAUAAUCUCGGAAUAAUCACAUUAGAUGAUUCAUUAGAAAUCUCUGAUAUUCCGAGAUCACUGCUAGAACGGGAUAAAAAAUUUCACGUGAUUAUGAAAAACAUACAAUUCUUUAAUAAGAAAAGAUAAUUCUUUUAAAAACUCUGUCGAAUUUCUUUUAAUUAAAAAAAAAUUCAGAUAUUUUUGUAAAUUCUCUUGAGAUUUUUUAAAUAAAGAAAAUUUUUUUUAAUUAAAAGAGGUUGUGUAUUCUAUUUUGCAAUGUUAUUAAUUAUAAAAAUUAUUGUCUUUUUUUGCGGUCUUCUUAGUUUAUGACAUCAGAAGCGAAAAAAUAUAUGUAAAAGUACUUGUAAAAUAUAUUGAAAUAAAAUAUGUUUACAAAAUGA
Messenger RNA from Odontomachus brunneus, 3427 nucleotides. RefSeq names its product stromal membrane-associated protein 1-like. Lineage: Eukaryota; Metazoa; Arthropoda; Insecta; Hymenoptera; Formicidae. The transcript is spliced from 8 exons. The record is from RefSeq and is a predicted model, not a curated record. Bases 111 to 1547 code for a protein of 478 amino acids. Gene Ontology annotation, molecular function: GTPase activator activity; metal ion binding.